CAACUGUAGUCUGUGGAGGCAAUAACAAAUAAUUUCAUUGUUUGGUCAACAAAAAUAUAUAGUGACUGCUCACUGCAAUACUAAUGCAAGAUAUUACAACAUAUUUUUACAGAUGUGUUACUGAAACACGUAUUUAGAUACAGCUUUAUUGAAAAAUUACAAGUUCAUUGCCCCGUGCAUUUGGUACUGUUACCUGAGAGUACAAUAACAUCUGUUAUUGACUAGUUCAGAACAAAAGACUAAAAGAUGUGGUCGCAUUUAGAACGUGGCAGUUCGCCAGUGGAUUGGUGUGAAUCUAACUAUUCUAUUACACCUAUGAUAGCAGAGUUUGUUAAUACAAUAAGCAAUGUUCUCUUCUUCUUACUUCCCCCAGUAUUAAUACACCUAUUUCAAGGCUAUGCAAAGUUCUUUAAUCCUGCAAUUAAUGUCUUAUGGUUGUUGUUAAUGGUGGUUGGGUUAAGUUCUGCCUAUUUUCAUGCUACCUUAAGUUUAGUUGGGCAACUUCUAGAUGAGUUAGCAAUACUUUGGGUGUUCAUGGCAGCAUUUGCAACAUUUUUUCCAAAAAGAUAUUUUCCAAGUUUCUUAGGUGGUAAUAGGAGAUUGUUAGCGUUAUUUGCUAGCGUAUUCUCCGUGUUAUCGACGGGAUUUCUCGUGAUGCAUCCAAAAGCCAAUGCGUUCGCUCUGAUGACUCUGGCAGUACCAGCACUUGUAUUUCUUUGCAAAGAAUUAAAAAGAGUAAAAUGUGCGCGCGUUUACCGUCUCGGUCUGCGAUGUGUUGCUGUGAGUCUUCUGGCAAUGUUCUGCUGGAUUAUCGACCGAAUGUUCUGUGACGCCUGGCUUUAUAUAAACUUCCCGUACCUGCAUGGAGCCUGGCACAUUCUCAUCUUCAUCGCAAGUUAUACAGCCUUAGUUCUUUACGCAUAUUUUAAUGUUUCUGAAGAGAGGCCGGAGCAGAAGCCGCAAUUAAAAUACUGGCCGAAAAAUGAUUUUGAAUUAGGAAUACCAUAUAUAACAAUAAAACAUCCGUACAAAAAGGAUAAUUUAGCUAUUUAAUUUUUUUUUUAAAUUUACUUUUGUGACUUAGCCUGAAAUGAUUUUAUUAUCAGUAUAUACUAUCUGUGAUGUAUAGUUUUACUAACAGUGAUUAAGUGCAAUUUGUAGUUUUUAAGAUUUCCAAAGUAUUUAUUUAAGUUACUAAAUCAAUAAAAGUAUACCGUUUCAUUUGGUAGCUAGCUUGGUACAAAACUGAUGAAUUUUUAAUUAGUUUAUUAGUUUUAACUAAUUGUUUGUCAUAUUUUAUACUAUUAUACAUUUUUCACACACAUAAAAUAUAUUUUAUUCAAAUACUAAUGUAUGAAGUGUGUACUAGUUCAAUAAUUAAUAUUGCCAAGUUUAUUAU
Messenger RNA from Pieris rapae (cabbage white), 1399 nucleotides. It is a transcript of the gene bwa, whose product is annotated as alkaline ceramidase. Gene Ontology annotation, cellular component: membrane. NCBI's taxonomy places the organism in Eukaryota, Metazoa, Arthropoda, Insecta, Lepidoptera, Pieridae. Gene Ontology annotation, biological process: ceramide metabolic process. Gene Ontology annotation, molecular function: hydrolase activity, acting on carbon-nitrogen (but not peptide) bonds, in linear amides. The coding region runs from base 247 to 1053 and encodes 268 amino acids. The record is from RefSeq and is a predicted model, not a curated record. The transcript has 6 exons.